AGCUGCUCAUGGUCGUGAGGUGCUCUCCUCGUCCCGGAGAGUCCACGUCGGCGUUCAAGGUGUUCCGGAUGGCACAGCCCGAGGAAGACGACGACGGCGACGGCGACGCGCCCUUACUGGAUGGCCGGACGAUGCUGUUCGUCGGGGAUCCCUGCUCCAGAUCCGACGGCGACGUGGUUCGAUACAUCUGGAGGGAGCUGCCCUCGCUGGAGGGCAGGAUGCUGUUCGUCGGGCGCGGCUGCUCCAGAUCGUACAACACGGAUCAGUACCCCGGCUUCGAGGGCGGCGUCUACUUCUUCGAUCAUCGGAUUCCCGGGCAGGGCGGCGGCGCACCGGCGCUUUACCCCUGCAGAGACUGCGGGAAAUGGACGGGAAAACCUGCACUCCAGGUGGAGCUCUGCUUCCCGGAGCAAGACCCAUCGAACUACUCCUCUCAAGUUUGGUUGCUCAACGGGUAAGCUUGUUUGUGAUCCCCGACGUGUGCUUCGUCUCCAUUGUCUUUGUUUCUUUUUGCUGAGUUUGGAAGUUUGGAUAGUAUUGUAGUGCUGAGCUUGUAGUUUCUGAUUAGUCUCCAACCAUUAGCAGAAGCAGAACACCUUUUUCUAGUAUAAAUCUCUUGGCUAUUGCAGCUAUGAUCAAUGUGUACUACAAUUGCAGUGCACCGUUUGCUAAUGUGUGUUUCCCACUUAAUUGGAUGAUUCAGUCAUUAGUAUAUCUAUAUCCUGUGCUGCAACUGAUAUUCAGUGUGGACAUGUGCAUAUGGUUGUGCACUUGUGCUUAUAUUUUCUUUGACGAGUGCACAACGUUUUAAUUGAUAGAUGAUUGUGCACAUUUGCCUUGAACGAAUUGGAAUUUUAUGGUUUCUGAUAUUUGGUUAUGUAGCUCUGUCAGGGCUUCUCUGGUUCUCUUGAAAAGUUACUGAAUGAAGCGUGAACAUUGAGGUUCUAAACUGAAUGCAGAACCCAAAAUGGUUGAAUCUUGAUUUCUUUUGUAUUCUUUACCAUGAUGGAUUGAUUAAAUUUUCGGUCAAGCUUGGUUAUCCCUCUCUGAACUUCCUAUUGAAAACUCAACUCUGCAGAAUUCAGAAUUGCAUGUUGUCUUUUUGCUCUUUGGUACCUGCAGAUUCUGUUGAUUCUUUAUGGUUAAGAGGUUACCUGGUAGUGCAAUGCACAAGACAUGAUGCUUGCUAAGUUGGGCAUAGUAUAUUACGUUCAUGAUUAAUUCAUUUUGUUGGUAUCAUAUUUUCGUCUGAGGUAAGUAAGUAUGUAAACAUUCUGAACUGUGCUUGCAACAUGCAUCAGGUCACAGUCCAUUUUUGUAUUUCAGGUGAAAUAGAGAGCAAUUUUGUUUGAGGCCCUUAAGACUCGCAUUCUGAAUAGGCCGUUGUAACUGAACAUUUUCUUACCAUUUCUUGCUUUCUUUUGGUUUUGCAACCGAACAUUGAGUUAGCAUUUGUCGCAUUCCUCUUAAGGAUGUCAAAAGAAACUGGU
This is a messenger RNA of Oryza sativa Japonica Group (Japanese rice), 1490 nucleotides long. The record is from RefSeq and is a predicted model, not a curated record. NCBI's taxonomy places the organism in Eukaryota, Viridiplantae, Streptophyta, Magnoliopsida, Poales, Poaceae.